Molecule: messenger RNA, 2531 nt
Organism: Benincasa hispida (wax gourd)
Lineage: Eukaryota; Viridiplantae; Streptophyta; Magnoliopsida; Cucurbitales; Cucurbitaceae
Product: G-type lectin S-receptor-like serine/threonine-protein kinase At4g27290
Biological process (GO): protein phosphorylation; recognition of pollen
Cellular component (GO): plasma membrane
Molecular function (GO): protein serine/threonine kinase activity; ATP binding
Source: RefSeq, a predicted model, not a curated record
ACUCCCAAUAUUCUAGCGCCUGAAUUAAGAAAAAGAGUCAUGGAAAAUCUUAGCUCUAGUUGCCAUCUUUUCUCUUUACUCGUUUUCAACACACUCUUUGCUCUGUUUUCUCGAAACUCGAUUGCAGCCGAAAGCAUAAAAGCAGAGCAAUCCAUUGAUGACACCCAAUUCAUUGUUUCAGCCGCACACAAGUUUGAAUUGGGAUUCUUCAAUGAGCCCAAAUCUUCGAAUAACAAGUAUUUAGGAAUAUGGUACAAGGGCAUUCCCAAUAAUGCUGUCGUUUGGGUGGCAAACAGAGACAACCCCAUUGUAAAUUCCUCUGCCACUUUAAAAUUCAAAGAAGAUGGAAACUUAGUUGUGGUCGAUCAAACCGGAGAAGCUUUUUGGUCUUCAAAUUCGGCAAGAUCAGUCAGAAACCCUGUAGCCCAGUUGCUGGAUUCAGGGAAUUUGGUGUUGAGAGAUUCAGAUUCAAGCUCUGAAGAUUAUGAAUGGCAGAGUUUUGAUCAUCCUUCUGAUACUCUGUUACCGGGUAUGAAACUCGGGUGGGACUCAAAAACAGGGCUAAACAAAAAAUUAACAACAGGAGAAUUCAUUUUAAGUGUCGAUAUAGAUGGGCUUCCUCAACUAGCGAUUCGUAAAGGAAACAAAACGAUUGUUAAAGGAGGGCCAUGGUUUGGUCAUGGCGGCCCCAAAGGGUCUCAAGAUUAUGUAGCCAAUUUCGUUUAUAAUGCUUCAUUUGAGAUCUCCUUUUCGUUUACUGAUUUGACCAGUGGACCUUCAAGACUUGUGUUGAAUUCAGCUGGUUCUCUUGUUCAUUAUGCAUGGAGAAAUGAAGAAAACGAUUGGCAUACAUCGUUUACACUUGAAGCAGAGGGUUGUAAUGACUAUGAAUUGUGUGGGAAUUUUGGUGUUUGUAGUUCUUCAGUAACAGCAAGUUGUAGUUGUUUAGAUGGGUUUGAAGAAAGAACAACACAAAAUUUUUCAGAUGGGUGUGUGAGAAAGGAUCCAGAAAUUUGUGGAAAGGGAGAAGGGUUUAAGAUGAUAAGAGAUGUGAAAUGGCCAGAUUCAACAGGGGAUUUGGUGAAAAUGAAAUUAGGCAGUGGACUAGAUUGCCAGAUGGAAUGCUUGACGAAUUGUUCUUGUUUAGCUUAUGGUGUUCUGAAAAUUCCUAAUGUUGGCCCUGGCUGUGUCAGUUGGUUUCAUAAAUUGAUUGAUAUUUCAUUUGUUCGUGAUGUUGGAUCUGGAGAAGAUCUCUACCUCAGAGUUGCAGCUUCCGAAUUAGAAACAAAGAAGAAAUCUAAGAAGAAGCUUAUAGUUGGUGUGGUUGUGCCGACAAUAUCAGUGAUGGUCUUCUUGGCAUUAAUCAGCUUGUUUAUAAUCAGGAAUAAAAGAAGAUCAAGAGGAAAUAAUGAAGUUGCUGCCAUAGAAACUCCAAUUCAAGAAAAUGAACUUGAAAUGCCUAUUUCUACAAUUGAAGUUGCUACAAAUCAUUUCUCUAUUUCCAAUAAAAUAGGAGAAGGUGGCUUUGGGCCUGUUUAUAAGGGAAGGCUUUCAUGUGGACAAGAAAUAGCCGUUAAAAAAUUGGGAGAAAGCUCUGAGCAAGGGCUACAAGAGUUCAAAAAUGAGAUCCUUUUAAUAUCUCAACUUCAACAUCGAAAUCUUGUCAAGCUUCUUGGCUUCUGCAUUCAUAAGCAAGAAACUUUACUCAUUUAUGAAUAUAUGCCCAACAAAAGUUUGGACUAUUUCCUUUUUGAUGUUCAAAGACGUUGUUUACUCACUUGGCCAAUGAGAAUUCAAAUUAUAAUUGGCAUUGCUCGAGGACUUCUUUAUCUUCACCGUGAUUCAAGACUUAGAAUAAUACAUCGAGAUCUUAAAGCUGCAAAUAUUUUGUUAGAUGGUGAAAUGAAGCCAAAAAUUUCAGAUUUUGGCAUGGCACGCAUGUUCGGAGAAACUCAAAUGGAAACAAAAACAAAAAGAAUUGUUGGGACCUAUGGCUACAUGUCUCCGGAGUAUGCAAUAGAUGGUUGCUUUUCAUUCAAAUCCGAUGUUUACAGCUUUGGAGUUGUACUUUUAGAAAUAAUCAGUGGGAAGAAGAACAAAGGCUUUUUUCAUCCAGAACAUCAACUUAAUCUUCUCGGACAUGCAUGGAAUUUUUGGAGUGAAGGAAGAGCUAUAGAAUUAAUAGACGACACAUUGGUGGGUCAUGUUCAAGAAUUUGAAGCACUACGAUACAUAAAUAUUGGACUUUUAUGUGUUCAAAGACGUUCAGAAGAAAGGCCAAUCAUGUCAUCUGUACUUUUCAUGUUAGAAAAUGAUGAGAUGCAAUUAAUUCUUCCUCAAAAACCUGGAUUUUAUGAGGAAAGAUUCAUAUAUGAUUAUGAUUCAUCAUUAGGGGAUCAACUAACCUCUAUCUCAAAUAAUGUUACUGUCACUUUAGUAGACGGUCGAUAGUUUUGUAGAAUAGUCAACUAAAACUGACUAUAUGUUUAAUUUUUUAUCAUGUUAAUUGUAUCAUUCAUGGGUUUUUUUUC